This is a messenger RNA of Pocillopora verrucosa, 873 nucleotides long. RefSeq names its product proteasome subunit beta type-2. The record is from RefSeq and is a predicted model, not a curated record. NCBI's taxonomy places the organism in Eukaryota, Metazoa, Cnidaria, Anthozoa, Scleractinia, Pocilloporidae. Gene Ontology annotation, biological process: proteasomal protein catabolic process. Gene Ontology annotation, cellular component: proteasome core complex, beta-subunit complex; cytosol; proteasome core complex.
CCGCGAUUCACGGCUCGGUCGCUAAGUCAUUGUGUGGUUUUCAGCAGGCAACAUGGAGUGUUUAAUAGGAAUUCAAGGUCCCGACUUUGUCCUAGUUGCUAGUGAUUCUGGUAGUGGGAGAAGUAUUAUACGCAUGAAAGAUGACCAGGACAAAAUGUUCAAGUUGAGUAGCAAAUUGUUGAUGCUGGUGACUGGGGAAGCUGGAGACACAGUGCAGUUUGCUGAGUACAUGGAAAAAAAUAUACAGUUGUACAAGAUGAGAAAUGGAUAUGAACUUACUCCUCAUGCAGCAGCCAACUUCACAAGGCGAAACUUGGCAGAUGCUCUACGAAGUUCCUCUGCUUACCAAGUCAAUUUGCUGCUAGCUGGUUAUGAUGACACAGAAGGUCCAGAACUUUACUACAUGGACUGGCUGGCUUCACUUCAAAAGAUCCCAUUUGCUGCACAUGGUUAUGGAUCAUUCUUCUCCCUGAGUAUUUUGGAUCGCUAUUACAAACCAGGUUUAAGCCGUGAAGAGGCUACGGAGCUCCUUAAGAAAUGCAUUAAAGAGGUACAAAGGCGUUUCUUGGUUCGUCUCCCAGAUUUUUUCGUCAGAAUAGUCGAUAAAGAUGGUGUCCAUGAUGUUUCUAUUCCCUCUAAAAGUUGAGAAAGGAAAGAUCUAAAUGUUAUCAAAAAAUAAUUUUAGAUCUUGCGCGUUUGAUCUCUUUUCAACGUUUAUCGUAAAAUGUUCGUGAGACAUUUGAAGUAUCUGUCGUAUAAGUUAUAUUUUGAAAGUGCAUUGUUUUCAGAGUUAUAACUGUAAAAGUAGCCGUGAAAGUCUUUUGUUUUUGUACCGUCGAACAGCUGUGAUAAUAAAAUGAAGACAUUUCAUCA